This is a messenger RNA of Polyodon spathula (Mississippi paddlefish), 3644 nucleotides long. Its product is annotated as protein phosphatase 1 regulatory subunit 15B-like. NCBI's taxonomy places the organism in Eukaryota, Metazoa, Chordata, Actinopteri, Acipenseriformes, Polyodontidae. The record is from RefSeq and is a predicted model, not a curated record. Gene Ontology annotation, molecular function: protein phosphatase regulator activity. Gene Ontology annotation, biological process: response to endoplasmic reticulum stress. Gene Ontology annotation, cellular component: protein phosphatase type 1 complex; endoplasmic reticulum. The coding region runs from base 86 to 2143 and encodes 685 amino acids. The transcript is spliced from 2 exons.
UGGACCCAGUAGCUCGACCCAGCUUGGGGUGCCCUCUCAUGAGCCUGGAAAUCAGGAUAGCUCGUGGAUUGGAUUUUUCUCUUCAAUGAUUUCAAGGCCGUAUUUCUCCUUCUUGCAAAGAUACCUACCCGGGCGGCAUCAGACACAGAGCCAGUCCAGCAGCGGGGCUGGGUGGAUCGGCGAGGACUUUUUUAAGCAAAGCCUAGCAUGCGAGCAGAUGUUUCUAGCCCGGCUUGAAGAGGAUUGUAUGCAGACGGAGCACAGUCCUCCUGUCGGCUUGUUAAAUUAUCAAUAUGGUAGCAACUACUGUAACGGCGGCAGCCAGGAACCAUUUUCUCUCCAGUCAACCGGCACGUCUCUCGACUGGUUUACCAAGGACGGCCUCGGAGUAAUGGGGAUACACGGAGCCAGAGAUACAGACGUGUAUUCAAAAGACCCGGUCCCUACGAAUGCAUAUGCAGCGAGGCAUUAUUUAAAUCAGGUUUUUGUCAACGUUAUGUCGGCACAGGACGCCAAGAGCGGCUAUGAGAUGAGCAAGAAAGGUCAGAUUUUUGAAAGGGACAAUCCGACAUGGGUUUCGUCAGGUGCAGCGACGGCAGGGCAGGUAAAACGAAGCUGGUGGGAACAUCUUUGGGGAACUGGUUAUAACAGUACUGCUGGUAUUGGUGCACACGGAGCGGAGCUUUCGGGUAGAUCCGGACCAGUGCAACAGAGUAAAGAAAAGGACAGUACAGGGUUUCAAAAGCAGCUGCAGCCGAGUCAUAUAGCCAUUGUUUCAAUGCCUCCGGUUCACAUUGUGCCAAGUGAAGGGGAUCCUUUGUGUACGGAAAACGCUGGAUAUCAGUUUCACAAAGUGCCCCCUCCUGACAAUGCAAGCUCACAAACGACCUUACCGGAACUACUUCUCGCUGAAAAGCUCCUGUUAGCGUUUGGGAGGCCCUGUGCUUGUGCGGCUGUUACAGCCACUGCCACAUUCAGCACUGAGGCCGUAGUGCUGACCCCAGACCAGGACAAUGGGUACUCCAGCUGGGAGGAGGAGCAUUUCGGCUCCAAAAGCCACAAAAUGGAGGCUUGUUGUACAAGCCAGGUCUCCUCUGAGGCUGUCAGGACUGAGCAGCAGAGCUGUGCGGAGGUGGGGGAGACCCUCAUUUGUGUGAACAAUGGCAAUCUGGGCCCCGAAGGGGAGAUGGAACAGAGGGAUAUAGGAGGUGCCACUCUGGCCUGGGAUGACUCAAAUGUGGAAGCACGCAUUGAGGUCGCCAGUCAAAGCCUGCCUGUUCUCACCAGCCCCCAGUGCCAGAACAAGACCAUUGCGUUUAUCAUGGGCGCCCCCUGCAGUGAGGAGAGCGAGAGUGAGUCAGAAUCAGACCUGGACUGGGAUAGUGACGAUGAUGAUGAUGAUGAUGGGUUCAGUAGUGAGGGGUCGUCUGACUUUUCCGAAUCAGAGGAGGAAGAGGGUGGGACAGAGGAAGCAGAAAAAGAAAUGCUCUGGAAUUUGUUUAGUCAAAGCAGGGAUCCCUACAACCCCCAAAACUUUACAGCAGCAAUCCAGACUGUUAAACCCAGAGCUCCCUUUGAGGAAGAUGUAACUGCUACUUCUACAGAGGAGGAAGUGACAGAUGCAGAGUGCUCCCCAGGGUCUCAAAGCCCAUGGGAUUCUGAGGAUGAUCACAGCAGUUGUGAUGAAGCAGAGAGUCUCAAACUAUGGAAUUCCUUCAGCUGCAGAGGGGACCCCUAUAGCCCCCUGAAUUUCAUGGUUCCCAUCAGUACUAAACAGGUAAGGGAGCAGUGUAGCGUCCCCUCGAGCAGCAAUCAAAAAGCGGGCAAGAGAGCUCCUUCACCCUGCAUGCAGAUGGAGGAGGCAGAGGAAAGACUGGACAGCGGCUUCUCCGAGACCUUCCACAUUGAACAAGCGCAGAAGUCGAGCAACAGAUGUGGCAAGCAAAAAAAGGUGAUGUUUGUGGACGAGGUAGAGGAGUUCUAUGCCAGCUGUGAUGAAGAUCGCUGUGGCCCCUGGGAAGAAUUGGCCCGCGACCGUUGCCGCUUUCUGAGGCGGGUCCAGGAAACAGAAGACGCAGUUGGAUGCUGCCUUGCGCCAGCCCACCGGCAGAAGGUCUUUGAAAGACUGUAUGAGAAAUGCUGAGUUUCUGAAAAAAUAAAAAAAGGGACAGCAGCUCAAUCUACCUUAAACUUCAGGGAGGUGGGAGUUCCAGAGCAGAGUGUUCAAUAAGACUUGUCAAUCCCAUUCAGAGAAAUUGGGUUUAGGCUGCACUAAACUUGGCCCCCUCAUAUGCUAUACCUCUUUGCAAGGUCAUUUUCAGCUGUGUGCAGUGAGCGGGUAUGGUCUCAGCUCAGACCCCAGUGCAUGCAGUGAAGUCACAGGUCACUAGCCAUGGUUCGACGCCAGCUCAUGACACAAGCGAUCUGAUGCGAUAUCAGUCUUUGCACAGUAGUAGUUUUAAUGGAGUUAGAACCAAGGAUUUGCAUCUCUUACUUCAGCAUGGCCUAAAUGUUAUCAGUGGCCUUCCUUUUGAUUCUUCACUGGCUACAAGUAUAAUUCCUUAUUGUGAUGUCGGUCCCAUAGACUACCAUAGGAGUAAACCCACCAGGAAGCAACAGUAUUUAAAUCUUUCAUGCAAAUGUCUGAAAAGGUGUUCAGCGAUAAGCCGCCUCCUGCUUAUUAAACCGUGUGUUUUUGUGCUUCAGCCUUAUUUGGGAGCUGAUCAGCUUAUAACACUACCAAAUUUCUUUUUCUAAAAAGAACCAUGGGUUCGGCUGGUCUAGGCUAUACCUGCACGGUAUGUUAUUUAGAGAACUGGCCAAUUCCUGGGGUUCCUGUGGAUGUACUGUUGAGUUUAAAAGACUUUGAAAACAAAACUAUCAGUUUGUUUGUCUGCCAAGACUAAGGUGUUUUCAUUUUACUGAAUAUAAAGGCAGUUGCAUCAACUGUGCUCAGUGUUAAUUUUAGGACAUACACAAAUUGUAUUUCUUUCUUUUCUGAAUCAGUUAAUAAUAGAAAAAUAAAAAUCGCACACCAUGAGGCAAGUGGAGAAAUCUUAAUUAGCAUUAUUAGGAAUCGUACCAUUCCAUAUGACAAGAAGAAGAAACCAACAACCGUUUCUCUUUUAAUUCUGUUUUAAUUAAAUCCGCUGUGGUUUAAACCUGACUUUACUUGAUCCAGGUCGCUGGCUCAUUAAUGCAUGCAAUUUAGGCCCACUUUGAUAACUGCAGCUCAUGCCUUCACUUGGAAUAUUAAUCUGCAAUAAGAGACGGCCCUCAUGGUUUUUUUUAGGUCUAUGGUGUAAGAAGCAUGUUAUAUAAAAAAGGUGUGUGGGAAGCAACAUGAGCUAGGGUGUGGCUAUUCCAAGCAUAGGUGGGGCCAGCACAACAUCAUAAAACCACUGCUGGUAUUUCCAGUAUUUUGGGAAUGGUAAUAACAAAUAAUACAAACAACUAAUACAGCUGUUCUUAAUUCAACACAGUUAAAUUAUAUCAAAUUUUAUUUUUGUAUAACUUCCAUUUUUUUCUGGGUUAGUGCUUCUGCAAUAGACAAAGGAAAACAUAGUGGCAGAAGCUUCAUUUAUAAAAAAAAAAAAACUGCUUUUUUCUGAUCAGAAAUUUUAAAAAUAAUAAAACAAUUAUAU